This is a messenger RNA of Westerdykella ornata, 429 nucleotides long. RefSeq lists its product as uncharacterized. Lineage: Eukaryota; Fungi; Ascomycota; Dothideomycetes; Pleosporales; Sporormiaceae. The record is from RefSeq and is a predicted model, not a curated record. Gene Ontology annotation, cellular component: nucleolus. The transcript has a single exon. The annotation marks the transcript as partial. Gene Ontology annotation, molecular function: protein kinase binding; protein kinase inhibitor activity; double-stranded RNA binding. Gene Ontology annotation, biological process: negative regulation of protein kinase activity.
AUGUCUGAAAACAUUCCCGAGUCGAUUCCCACGUCUGCAGACCCGAGAUCGAAGCGUGCCACUAAGAAGCGCGCCAUCACCCCACGCGCUCAGCUGGCAGCUCACGUUGAAGCCCUCUUUGCAAAGCCGGAUCGGGAAAUCCAGAUACCAGGCACCGGGCAGAAGAAGGAUCUUCCACCACCUCCGGAGAUAGUCGCGAAUGUCCAGGGUUCUAGCGCUGGAGCAGGGAGUGGAGAAUUUCAUGUAUACAAGGCGAGUCGGCGGCGCGAAUAUGAGCGGCUGCGGCUCAUGGACGAGGAGGUGAAGAAGGAGCAGGAGGAGAAGGAAUUUCAGGAAAGGAAGGCUGAGUUGGAAAGACUAGAUCGCGAGAGGACGGAGAAGAACCGGUUGAAGAGGGAGAAGCUGAAGGCUCGAAAGAUGAAGAAGAAG